Molecule: messenger RNA, 1002 nt
Organism: Nematocida major
Lineage: Eukaryota; Fungi; Microsporidia
Exons: 1
Coding region: 1-1002 (333 amino acids)
Source: RefSeq, a predicted model, not a curated record
AUGGGGAUAAAAAAAAUAGCUGCAGGAGUGCUUUUGCUGGGGGCUUCUGGGAUAUUUCAGGCAAACGCCAUUGAUAAAAUAGAGAAAAUGUUUAUGAAAGCGUGCAAGGAGCUGCAGCAGGACAUGCAUGACGUGAUAAAUACCGAAGCAAGCAAGCUGAUAAGUAGGGCCGAGGCAGAUACAGACAGCAAGAGCGAUAUGCUCAAGGCCGUGGUAACAUGCAUGCCAGAACCUGCACAUCUUCUGAGCAGAAUCAUGGAGAAGUUUUCGGACAGGGCUGCGUGCGACUCGACAGAGGACGAAAUAAAGUGCAGGAACAGCGUGCAGGCUACGUUUAACCAUGUGAUUUUUCUGGAGAGGAUGCUAAAUAAUGAAAAAUCGAUCAUGCUAGAAACGCUCAAUCCGUCAAGCGCGAAGAAGCUCCGCGCUCUGUAUAAAAGCCCGGCCAAGAAGCUGAAGAGAAGGCAGAAGAAGCUGAAGCUGAUUGGAGCAAGCCUGAAAAGAAGCAAAAAAAUGGAGAGUGAGUGUUUCAAAUGUGUAAGCCGCCUGAAAGAAGCCCAGGACACUGUGUUUAACAAUUACAGCAACCUAACAAACAUGCUGCAUGCGAGCAAAAACGUCCGGCUUAUUGCGAAUUUCUAUUAUAAGGAAAUAUGCGCUCUCGACGUGUAUGAGCUUAUUUAUAGCUUUACAACAAGCAUUAGAAACGACCUGUCCUUUUUCAGCGACUACCUGGAGGAAACACUGAAGAAUUCAGAUUACACGCAGGCAGAUCCAGAAGAGCAGGCGCUGUUUCUCUUGGGGGCUCUCUACAGCAUAGUGAACGGAAUAGAAAGCGCAUUUAUGGAGAUAAACGACUGCAUUUCGAUCGAGUUAUUAUUGCAAGGCUUUAACAAGGCGCAAAGCAAAGACUGCACAUUCUUGCAUAAAGCUGUCCAGAUUGUUUUAAAAAACAAAGCGAUUAGGCUGGCGUCUGAAAGGACAAAGAUUACAAGCGCAUAA